UCCAAUACCCAUAAAAAGGUCAAUGACCCCCAAAAGAGAGGAGAUCGAUCUAAUCAACAAGAAGAAAGAUCAAGAACAACCUCGAAGAACAUGAUCAUAACCUCGUCAUCUUCUUUACUCUGUUUCAACUAACACAGCAACAAACAAACAAACAAACCAGACUGGUUCUGCUUCUUCAUCAUGGACUCUACUUCACAGAGCAGAAGAAAAAGAACCUUGCUUAAGGUCAUCCUCCUCGGUGAUUGUGGGGUGGGAAAGACGUCUCUGAUGAAUCAAUACGUGUACAAGAAGUACAGUGAGCAUUACAAAUCCACGAUAGGGGCUGAUUUUGUUACAAAGGAACUACAAGUUGAUGACAGAACGGUAACUUUGCAGAUUUGGGACACGGCAGGGCAGGAAAAGUUUCAGAGUUUGGGAACUGCAUUUUACAGAGGAGCAGAUUGCUGUGUUCUGGUGUAUGAUGUGAAUGUGCCUAGAACCUUCGAGACACUCAACACGUGGCAUGACGAGUUCUCUAGACAGGCAGAUCUGGACAACCCCGCAGCAUUUCCCUUUGUAUUACUCGGAAACAAAAUUGACCUCACUAUCGGCCAGAAUCUAACGGUUUGCGAGGAAAAGGUUAAGGAAUGGUGUGAGAGCAGGGGAAACAUACCGCACCUCAAAACGUCUGCCAAGGAGAACUACAAUGUUGAAGACGCAUUCUUAUGCGUUGCUAAAAUUGCACUCGAAAAUGAACACCAAGAAGACAUAUAUUUUCCGGGAUUCUCCGAAUCUGUUUCAGAACCAGAACAACGUAGCUCUUGUGCCUGCUAAUGUUGGAUGCCACCUCAAAUUACUGAUGGAUGAAUCUAAAUCCACACGAUUUCUUUUAUUUUCUUUAAUGUUCAUUGGAUGUCGAGUAAAUUAGUAACAGUAAUUUUUCGCAGUUUUAAUGAGAUUACAUUUAUUUUUAAAA
Molecule: messenger RNA, 955 nt
Organism: Neltuma alba
Lineage: Eukaryota; Viridiplantae; Streptophyta; Magnoliopsida; Fabales; Fabaceae
Product: ras-related protein Rab7
Exons: 7
Coding region: 181-813 (210 amino acids)
Cellular component (GO): vacuolar membrane
Molecular function (GO): GTPase activity; GTP binding
Source: RefSeq, a predicted model, not a curated record